AGGAACUCUGACUCAGUGCCUGUGUUUGGAGGACGAAACACUAAAAUUUGUAUCCAUGUUAUUUCUCAACACUGUUGAGUUCCCAACACAAAGAAAAUCCUGGAAUCAGACAGCAGGCAGGAGGAUGAUUCAAAUUUAUGCUGUUAACAGCAGAGCAACAUACACCAACAGUGACACUGGUCCUCUGGUAACGGUGUGAGUCACCAGGGGGAGGAGCCUAGCGCAGAACCAGCUGCUUUAAAAAGGCUCAGCUUCUAACUUUGUCAGAACAGCAAGAGAGUGGUGGAAGUGAGUGAGGGCGACUGGAUCUGAGCUGCUGACCAGUGAACUGCCUGCCCGGCACACCUCUACUCUGAAGAAGACCCACCCUCAUCACCGGCCAGAAACUCAUCAUAGAUCUUUCUCUUGUUAAGAGUGAAGCAGCAUGGCACGUUAGCUAUCUGCAGUAAUCUAUAAAAACAAUGAAGCCAAAAUGUAAUUUAACAAUUUAACAUAAAAUCCAAACUACAGUUCCACACGUCCUCCCACAGAGAGGAAAGGAACAGCACAAACCAAAGGACCAUGUUACACAUAAAGGAAUACUUCACAGAGGGACUGAUUCAGAUGGCCAUCCUGUUGAGUCUCUGUGCAGUCAGGGUGCAUGUGGGACUGGAGGCGUUCAUGCCCCCAUCCUGGUGUGAGCUGAUUCUGGGUCCGACCUCUGCACUGACACACACACAGAUCCUGAACCUCCGCAACCGGCACAGCCUGCACCCCAAGACGGUGGAUCUGGAUCAGUUCUUCACAGCGCGCAGGCUGUUGGGCUGGGUCCGCUCUCUGGAUCGGAUACAGGUUCCUCAGGCAGAGCUGGAGACAUGGCUGGUCCAGCAGGAAGUUGGUCCUCUGUCUGGACAAUUUCCUGACCAGAACUUUCUGAUGGACAGAACACAGAUAGAGGUAGAGAGAGACCAAAGUGAGCCAACUAUGGAACAAGGAGAAGUUCUGGAUAGUCUGGAGGAAGAAGAGCAGGUAUGUCAGAUGAUCACACACCAUGAUGGGCAGCAUGAUGCAUCUCUGAUGUUCUGUUUACAUAGAAAAUUAGCCUCCUGCUUCCCAGGAAGGUUUAAAGUAAUCAUAGAUGUUGAAAUGAUGACCUGUUCAAACCACAGCCCUGACUCAAGAACACCUGCGACUGCACCAGGUGAUGGGUCUGAAGCUCCGCCCCCAUGUUCCAGCACCCGUCCCGGGUCAGAGCCUCUCACAGGGACCUACUGGCAGCAGGAUCUGUUUGGGACUGCUAAUCAGCUGCAACAGGAGCCAGUUCUGCUUCCAUUGACUCCCAGUGAUGAGCUGGAUGAGGAUGGUUCAGUGAUCAACACAGGUUUCACUUUGGAGAACUCCAGGAUGGAGUCCUGGACAAUUCCUUCAAACUACACUGACCUGCUGGAUGAAAAUCCUGGCGGAGAUAACGUGGUAGUCUUCAGCAUGAACCUGCUCACUCAAGACAUUUCUCCCUUCAGCUCAGACUCUCCUUCAUAUGACCGGAAAACUCCUAUUGUCAACCAAGCGUCCGGAGGGAAUGAUCUGGACCAGGACUUUGGACAAACAUCGUCCAGUUCCUUUGUGUUGGCUGAGGAAGGUGCAGACGGUUUUCCUGGCCAUAUCAGUGACCUGUUGGAGGAUUUGAACAUUUUGGAAGACAUUCAGUUGUUGGAUGGACAACUGGAGGAAGGAUUCAGUCCUGAGCUGGAAGCCAGAUCUAAAGAGGAAGAGGAAGAGCAGCUACACUGUGAGGGAGUCCAUCAGGGGGCUGGAGGGAGAGGUAACCGGAUGGAAGAUCAGGAGCAGCCCAGCAGACUGGGAGAUGUCUGGGCGGAGGCGGAGGCGGAGGCGGAGGCGGAGGCGGAGGCGGAGACGGACUCAGACUCUGGCCUGUCUCUGGACUUCAUCCACAGCCCUUCUUCCUUCUCUUCUCCUAUUGUUUCUGAAGGCUCAGCAGAUGAUUCUUCAUCCUGUGCGUCGGCUGUGGAGAAUGUGUUUUCUGACGAGGUGAACAGCAGCGAUGAGGACGGCUCAGCUGGAUCCCAUUUAGAAGUGGAGGUGACCAUUAAGCAGGAGGAGGAGGRGAUGGGAGCGGUUGGAGGACAUGGCAUACCACGGUUCCCUGCUAACCAUGAAGAUUCCAAACUGUUUCCAGGCUUUUCCUGGGUGGAACACAUAGGCCAUGAUCACACCUACUACAACCCGCCCCUGUCCUCGCUGUCCUCUCCAGCUCCUGGGACGAUGUCCAAGCCGUGCCGCCAUUCCUCCUCCAGCCUGGCUCCAGAAACUAAAGCCUGGAGCCGAGACGAGAAGCGAGCCCGGGCCCUCAGGAUCCCUUUCUCCUACCAGCUGAUUGUUAACUUGCCAGUAGAGGAGUUUAACCACCUGCUGAGUAGCGGCCAGCUCAGCCAGCAGCAGCUGACCCUCAUCAGGGACAUCCGGCGGCGUGGAAAGAACAAGAUAGCUGCUCAGAACUGCAGGAAGAGGAAACUAGACGUUCUGCUAGCGUUGGAGGAAGACUUGAAGGCCCUGAGACUCCAUCGCUUAGAGCUGCUGCAGGAGAAGAGGAACAGCCACAGGCGCCUGCAGGACAUGAAGAGCAGAUUUGGGAAGUUGUACCAGGAAAUCUUCUCCCAGCUGGCGGAUGACAACGGCAGGCCGCUGGACGCCACAGAGUACACCCUUCGUUUUGGACGUGAUGAUACAGUUACUGUGGCGUCGGUCAAAGUCAGUCAAAACAGCAAAAAACACAGAAGCGUGAAGAAGAGGAGGAGCUGAAUAAGAACUGAUCAGGUUGGAACGGGCAGGAUGAGCUUCCAACAAGGACCCAGCAUGAAAGCAUGAAAGCAUGAAACACCGACCCUCCCGACCUCUGGAUGACCUCAACUGGAAGGUUCUGUACAUGACAGAUGUAAACCAAGGCUUCUAAAAUUUUCCAUUUCAAAAUUUCAUGCUUUUCCAGACUCAGUUUCUUGUAAUUUUUAACAAGAUUAUAGAAACCUGAGUAUAAAACAUGUCUAUUUUCUCCUCCUGAAGGAACAGAGCUAAAUCUGGCUUCUGCUCAUUAAGAAGUCUUUUCACUGUUUUUGGUAUUUGGACAAACUGAGAUCAAUUCAUAUCUUUGGUACUUAGAAAAUCUGUGAAAUGGAUUAUUCUUGAACAGAUACAAAUCUGCUACAUCAGUUUGUAGCAAAUAAUAUCUCAAUAAUUUAGGGUUAAAACUAAAAUUAUUCAGACUGAAGAAUGAUAAUUCUGAUGUUCUGCAUGUGCAUCUUUGCUUCUUAGUGUAACGAUUUCAUACACAAGAAGAAGACAUGCUGCCUUAUGGAAAACAGAGAAUCCCAGAGCUCCUGCUGGUCAGCAAGCAGCGGACCACAGGUGGACAUCACAGCGUAAUAAAGAGAAGCACCAUCUUGUAAAGACCCAAAAGGUGUAAAGUUCCCAGUGCAGCAUGGCUGCCUCACCUUCAGCACAAAGACUGAAACUAUGGAAGAUGGAAAAGAACUUGAAAUUGUGUAACCUUUGUUGUAUUAUACUUUUAUCCAGGAUGUUGAUUUUACAUGUAUUAAUUCUAUGUAAAGAAUAAUGCAUUAAUGUAUUCAGAAGUGAUGGUUGGAUCUCUUCUGCAGUGAUCUGCAAGAAAAUAAUCCUGACACGAAAAGAAAUGUGUUCAUACAAAGUCUGAAGUCAUUUGUGGUAAACAGAAAAUCCAAAUAUACUUCAUCAGGUAUAACGCUCCA
Poecilia reticulata (guppy) is the source of this 3761-nucleotide messenger RNA. NCBI's taxonomy places the organism in Eukaryota, Metazoa, Chordata, Actinopteri, Cyprinodontiformes, Poeciliidae. The record is from RefSeq and is a predicted model, not a curated record.